Molecule: messenger RNA, 471 nt
Organism: Bipolaris oryzae ATCC 44560
Lineage: Eukaryota; Fungi; Ascomycota; Dothideomycetes; Pleosporales; Pleosporaceae
Exons: 2
Coding region: 1-471 (156 amino acids)
Source: RefSeq, a predicted model, not a curated record
AUGCUUUCCAUCCUCGUCCUCACUACCACUUUCGCUGCUGCGGUACUAGGCAGCCCUCAUAGCCGGCCACCGACGCCUAUCGUGACUCCGACGCCUAUCGUUGCACGUCAAUGUGGUGGCAUCGCUACCCACGUUGUCGCACAGGGAGACACGCUCUCAAGAAUCGCUGCUCAGCUCGGGGUUGGCGUUUGCAAUAUCGCUGCGUCGAAUCAUAUCGAAAACAUUAACACCAUCUAUGCAUCGCAAACCCUGACUGUAAGAGCUUCUGGAUGCGAGGCUGUCAAUCAUGGACCUGAAUGUACGCUUCUACCUAAGCUUGCGGGAGUUCAUGUAGCUGUUGCUGGGGAUACCUUCUGGAAACUAGCUGCUGCUCAGGGCUUACCCGCAACUGCUAUUAUCACUGCAAACCCAGCUAUUCCAACCAAUGCGAUACCUAUCGGGCAAGCGAUAGUUAUCCCAGCGGCAAUCUAG